This is a messenger RNA of Lycium ferocissimum, 617 nucleotides long. Its product is annotated as histone H2AX-like. The coding region runs from base 44 to 472 and encodes 142 amino acids. The transcript has a single exon. Gene Ontology annotation, molecular function: protein heterodimerization activity; structural constituent of chromatin; DNA binding. Gene Ontology annotation, cellular component: nucleosome. NCBI's taxonomy places the organism in Eukaryota, Viridiplantae, Streptophyta, Magnoliopsida, Solanales, Solanaceae. The record is from RefSeq and is a predicted model, not a curated record.
AUUUCAAAUUCAAGAAACAAAACCAAAAAACAUAUCGCCAAACAUGCCUUCAACAACAGCAACAAAAUCCUUAGGUGGUCGAGGAAAAACCUCAAAAGCAACAAAAUCAAUCUCAAGAUCUCAUAAAGCAGGUCUUCAAUUCCCCGUUGGUCGAAUCGCUCGGUUCUUGAAAAAGGGUCGUUAUGCUCAGCGUGUUGGGUCAGGUUCACCCGUUUAUCUGUCAGCGGUUCUUGAAUACCUUGCUGCUGAAUUGUUGGAACUUGCUGGCAAUGCUGCGAGAGAUAACAAGAAGAAUAGGAUUAUUCCGAGGCAUAUACAACUUGCUGUGAGGAAUGAUGAGGAAUUGAGCAAGUUGUUGGGAUCUACUACUAUUGCUAAUGGUGGAGUUUUGCCUAAUAUUCAUCAGAAUUUGCUUCCGAAGAAAAUUAGCAAGGGGAAAGAUGGAAUUGGUUCUGUUUCACAGGAAUUUUAGAUUUCUAGGUGUUGAAUUAGGAGAUUGGGUACUGAUUUUGAUUUGUUCAUAACUGUUCUAUGUGAAGUGAAAGUUUAGUUCCUCAUGUUGAAGUAUGUAGAAUUUAGUGAAGACAAAAUUAAUGGAUUUCUUAUGAUUGCUAGAA